Messenger RNA from Cataglyphis hispanica, 940 nucleotides. RefSeq names its product NADH dehydrogenase [ubiquinone] flavoprotein 2, mitochondrial (gene ND-24). The record is from RefSeq and is a predicted model, not a curated record. Gene Ontology annotation, molecular function: NADH dehydrogenase activity. NCBI's taxonomy places the organism in Eukaryota, Metazoa, Arthropoda, Insecta, Hymenoptera, Formicidae. The coding region runs from base 128 to 859 and encodes 243 amino acids. The transcript has 4 exons. Gene Ontology annotation, biological process: mitochondrial electron transport, NADH to ubiquinone.
ACCAAAGAAGAAGACGUUCUCAUAUUCUCAUGAAUAUAGAUGUAGCAGAAAACAACGAGUAAUUUGACAUUUAUAGUGUUGUAUACAAGAAUUUUCUUGUUUCUCUUGCAAUUGCAGCUGUAUCGACAUGUUAACGUCUCUACGUCGAGCUUGUGGGCUCCUCGCUCCAAGAAAUAUUAGGGGAGUGCAAACAACAGUGAAUCGCACAUCAGAUCAGCUGUUCAUUCAUAGAGAUAGUGAACAUGACAAUCCUAAUAUACCAUUCGAAUUCAAUGAGGCUAAUAAGAAGCGGAUCAAAGCUAUCCUUUCGAUAUAUCCUGAAGGUCACAAACGUGGUGCCAUGAUACCUCUGUUGGAUCUGGCGCAGCGACAACAUGGCUGGCUACCUAUUUCCGCCAUGCACAAAGUCGCAGAAAUAUUAGAAGUACCAAAUAUGAGAGUUUACGAGGUAGCGACAUUCUACACAAUGUUCAAUCGCAGACCUAUGGGCAAGUAUCAUGUACAGAUCUGUACCUGUACACCGUGUUGGUUGAGAGACUCUGAUUCGAUAGUCAAGGCGGUGACAGCGGCUACGAAUUGUGAAAUCGGUGGUACUUCCGCGGAUAAAUUGUUCACGAUUUCGGAAGUGGAAUGUCUUGGUGCUUGUGCCAAUGCUCCGAUGUUUCAAGUAAACGAUGAUUAUUAUGAGGACUUGACUCCAGAGACUGCAACAGCUGUAAUAAAUGCUCUUAAGAAAGGUGAAAGACCUCCACCUGGUCCACAAAAUUCUCCAAGAUUUGCAGCUGAACCUGCAGGUGGACUUACAUCAUUAACAUCUCCACCACCAGGUCCUGGAUUUGGAGUUAGAUCCGACUUGUAAAAUAUUUGUUUUUAGUAGGUCUACAAUAUAUACACUAACGAAUGUAAAAAAAAGUUAUCAAUAAAUAAUAUAUCAAAUAUA